ACAUAUAUCAGCCACUCGUAUUAUCUUCCCAAUCUUAUACGAAUUCAAUUUUACCUUUUAAUUGACAAAUUGAGUUUUAACAUUUGGAUGAUUUGAAUCGUCUUCUUCCUCUAGAUAUCUUCAAAGAGAUGCAGAAUCUGUGAAAUCGUCUUUACUUUUUUUUUUUUGUUGUUUGGUUGGAAGAAAUGGUGACGCAGAUGUUUCAGUUGCCGUUACAGUACUGUGUUUCGAGUUUGUCUUCUUCCGGCGGUGACAGACAACGGAGUUACGGUGUUUGUUCGCCGUCUCCGGUUGUUAUUUGCAAUUUCAGUGGUAUUUCUGAUGAUCGUUGGGUGAGGCGGAGUAAGAAGAAUCGGAGAUUCGGUAGUUUGAUAGCUAAGCAGGAGAAAGGAGAUGUUACGGAGAUUCGUAUUCCGGUUCCGUUAACGUUGGAGCAGGAAGAGAAGGAGAAACAAAACAGAGAUGAUGAUGAUGAAUAUGAAGAUGUAUACGAAGAAGGAGAAGAAGUCGAUCCUGAAGAUCUCAAAUGCGUUAACGAGAUUAAACGGGUAUUGGAGCUUCUCAGGAGGAAUAGAGAUAUGAUCUUCAGUGAGGUUAAGUUGACAAUCAUGAUUGAGGAUCCAAGGGAAGUGGAAAGAAGGAGGCUGCUUGGAAUUGAAGAUUCGGAGACCCCAAGUAGGGAUGACUUGGCUGAAGCCUUGGAGCAGGUAAAUGAUGGGAAAGUCCCUAAAGAUCGUGCCACUCUCCGGAUGCUACAUGAGGAAAUGAUGCGUUGGCCAAAUUUAGAGGUUGAGGUGUCAAAGAAGCAGCGAGGAAAAUCAAUGUAUGCUAAAUCCACAGACACCGGGAUAGAUCCAAAAGAAGCAGCCAAGAGACUCAACAUAGAGUGGGAUUCAGCUGCUGCAAUUGAAGAAGCCGAUGUCAAUGAGGAACAAGGAGUAGUAACCAAAGUCGCGGGUUAUGGAGCGUUGUACUUUGUAUCGGCUUUACCAGUUAUCAUCGGUGUCUCAGUUGUAUUAAUCUUGUUUUACAAUUCCCUUCAGUAGAGUCAAAUCCAUUUAGUUUCUGCACACCACCACCAUCAUUGAUGUUUUGUAACUUAAGAUCAUGAAAUAAAUUUAAAUUUUUUAAAGCAUCUUCUUCCUUA
This is a messenger RNA of Camelina sativa (false flax), 1147 nucleotides long. Its product is annotated as ycf3-interacting protein 1, chloroplastic. Lineage: Eukaryota; Viridiplantae; Streptophyta; Magnoliopsida; Brassicales; Brassicaceae. Gene Ontology annotation, cellular component: chloroplast thylakoid membrane. Gene Ontology annotation, biological process: response to photooxidative stress; photosystem I assembly. The record is from RefSeq and is a predicted model, not a curated record.